Molecule: messenger RNA, 2680 nt
Organism: Daphnia carinata
Lineage: Eukaryota; Metazoa; Arthropoda; Branchiopoda; Diplostraca; Daphniidae
Product: probable sodium/potassium/calcium exchanger CG1090
Exons: 11
Coding region: 329-2050 (573 amino acids)
Biological process (GO): calcium ion transmembrane transport; intracellular calcium ion homeostasis
Cellular component (GO): membrane
Molecular function (GO): calcium, potassium:sodium antiporter activity; calcium channel activity
Source: RefSeq, a predicted model, not a curated record
UCCAAAUCCUCAAGGAGGAGGAAGAGUUGGCUUUCAUAAUGGCCGAAACACGUCUAGUCUACUCUGCUGGACGGCGUGCGUUGGGUGUUUGAAUUCCGAUUAGUUGCCAUCUUUUGCUGUUCAGUUUUUUUGCAGAUUCAUCGUUGAGCCCGUUAGCGAGUGACAAUAGUCUUACUUUGUUCCAAGUCCAUUACACAGACUGGCAUAAACUAUGCAAGGCAAUUGAAAAGCUCUGUUUCUUUUCUAACCAGCCCUGGUGUGGGGCCUCGAUUCUCGUGGUACAGCAAGAAGUCCAACCGGCCGAAGAUUCACCCCUUUUCGUUUUCAAAUGUCUUUUCACAGCAAGCAAACGACUGAGGCGAAGAAGAAGGGCCUGGAUUUUGGUCGCUGCAAGCGCGUCAACCGCCGGAAAUGCAUGUGGGCUUAUCUAAUUGGACUGGGAGUUCUGGCUGUGAUCUUGAUGACAUCCCAUCUACCACGCUCUAGCCUUAAUCCGUCAACUUACGUCGAUAACGAUGACCAGUUCGAACGCGGGAUGUGGAGACGCCAUUUAUUGAUAAGUGAAGACAGUGAAGCAUCGUCUACAACGAAAACAGCAUCAACAACAGUAACAACAGCAACGCCUAGUUUGGACCCAUUUGCAGGAACCAAUUGCACUCCGCCGGCUAUUAAAGAGUUUCCGCGGCCAAUCAUCCCACAAUACGUGAGGGCCAAAGGCGGUCUCGUGGUCCACCUCCUCAUUUCAGCUUACAUGUUCCUAGGGCUGUCCAUAGUCUGCGAUGAUUAUUUCGUCCCUGCAUUGGAACGGAUGGUCGAGUCUCUUCACAUGUCGCAAGACGUGGCGGGAGCGACUUUCAUGGCAGCAGGGUCGUCGGCCCCCGAACUUGCCACUGCAAUCAUCGGUGUUUUCAUAGCUAAGGAUGAUAUAGGCAUCAGUGGCGUGAUCGGCUCUGCCGUCUUCAACAUAAUGUUCGUCAUUAGUGUUUGCGCUCUCUUUUCCGGAGGUGUCAUCUACCUCAAUUGGUGGCCGCUGGUCCGUGAUUGCAUCGCUUAUUUUGUCGCCAUUUUCGCUCUACUCUUCACCAUCUACAACGAAAUUGUCACAUGGUACGAGUCCACCAUUUUCCUCUUGCUUUAUGUGGCUUACUGCGUAAUGAUGUACUACAACUCUGAUCUGGAGCGAUGGGCCAACACCCUACCAAUUCCAAUUCCCGACUACGCCCGAAGACUUCCCGGUGGAGAAAACGCAUCGCUAAUGCCCUACAAGAAUCUUGACGUAGAGGGAGGUGGCCCCUCAGGAAAACUCUACACUGACGAAAAAUCUCCCGAUUCUGCCAAAUCUUCGAUUGACGGAAACGCUGUCGGCGUCGACCCUACUACGCUUAGCAAAAUUAAGGAAGAGGAAGCUGAACGGUUUUCGCCUUGGGACGCGCCGAUAGCAUUCCGCGAGCGAAUUGUGUGGGCUAUUUGCUUGCCAUUGCGUGCUGCUGCCUACUACACGAUGCCGAACUGCCGCUUGGAGAAGUGGGGCAGUUGGUUCCUCGUUUCUUUUUUUAUCAGCAUGUUAUGGAUCUCCAUCUUUUCUUACGUCAUGGUCUGGAUGAUUACCAUUAUUGGUUUCACGAUGGGAAUUCCAGAUACAGUGAUGGGCUUGACGUUUGUAGCUGCUGGUGUAAGUAUUCCCGAUAUCUUGACCAGUUUGGCUGUGGCAAGGGAAGGUUAUGGUGAUAUGGCUACGUCCAACGCUAUCGGUAGUAACGUUUUCGACAUUCUUAUUUGUUUGGGGCUACCCUGGUUUCUUCAAACAGCCGUUGUUAGUCCAGGAAGUGUCGUGCGAGUGAUCAGCAAAGGUUUGACGUAUUCCACGCUUUCAUUACUAUCAACGAUUGUUUUUCUACUGGGCGCCACGCAUCUCAAUGGAUGGAAAUUAGAUCGCAAAUACGGGGUGGCACUUUUAGGCUGGUAUUUCUUCUUCAUGAUCAUCGCUUCUAUGUACGAGAUGAACAUAUUCGGCUACUUUAAUCCACCAGAAUGUGACAGCGACUUCUGAGAAAUUAGGCACAUCGUUCUAGACCGCCAUCCCGGAUUUGCACAAAAAAAAGGCCCGUUUAUCUAUAGGAAUCAAAUAGUGAUUACCUGUAUUUAGCAGACGAUGAAGCUGAUUAUUGGUUUGCAUGUCACCAAUUUAUACAGUACUCCGAAUUCUUCAUCAGGCGCUACAGCUUUGGACCACGCAUCCGGAGUCGUCGUUGGAGCGCAAAUUUUAUAUUCUUCUAUUCCGUACGGAUAUAAUGGCAACGAUGUUUACCUUCACUAAAACAUACACUUGCAAUUCAUCUGUUUUUGUAGCACAAGCCCUAGUUUCUUAUGUUCACUAAUUGUUUCUCAAUAGUUAUCGUUCUUUUGUUUGUUUACAUACGAUAAGUAUCUUUGGUGUUUCGACGUGUGCCAAUGUAUUGAUGUUAAAAAAUUCAAAUUGCUUUCAAUUUUCCUCCAAUCCACUCCUUUUUUUUAUAAUUAUAUAAAUCAAUUGUCCAGUAUUAUUACGUUUUCUAAGCAUUCCACCUUGAAACCUUGUUAGUCGUAAUCAACAUGUCAGAUGAGGGGUUUUGUGAAAGACAAAAUUUAAAAAUGUUUAUUCCUACUUCAUUCAUCAUAAUUUAAUAUAAUGUUGUACGAA